ACUGUACAAAUAAAAAGGUACGGUCAACUUCAAAAUUUUAUCAAAAAAGCGCUGCCAUCGCCACUUGUCGGAACAAUCGGAUAUUCCCCGAGAGUAUAUAUUGCUAUCACACUAGGAUGUGGAUAGUAAUCUGACGCUGUCAUAGACCAGAUUUCAGGAAGCUGUACCAGAAGUACUAGGUCCAUAGCUAGUACCCAAUUACGCCGCCCAUCCUUCAUCAUCUUCGCAAAGAAUUAGAUCACUCACGCGGCGCAAACAAUCCCCCUGGAAGUAACCUUGUCCAGGCUAUACGGUGUAUAUCAUGCAUGCGGAGUAUUCUGAGCUCCGGAGCACUUACCACCUUCGUCUAAGUAAAAGCAGCUACCAAACUCAGCAAGCCACGAUCCUUCAAGAUUGAGCACAGUAGCCCCCCUGCCACGUACAUCGGUUAAUUCGUGGGGUCAUUGCAUAAGUGGCGGCUCGUAAAGUUCGCUCUGCAGACCAGCUUAGUGUCGCUGUGAUGACCCGUUUCCCAACAGCUGAGGAUUGGAGAUCUGCGCGGUCUGGGAUGUGGCCAUAGCGGGAUCCCUGUUCCGGCUAGGUGAUUUGCCUUCCGGUAUAUUGGUUUGGGAUUCUUGGGUUCGCUGCUGCUCGGUUACUCCGAGGAAAUUCCACACAUGGUGGAUGAAGCCAAUCUAGCAGGACGCGAAAUAUAAGGUUCCAUGUGCAAAUCCGUUGUCCGAAUGUCAAUCAAUCUCAUUGAAGUUUCGAGAUGACUGUUACUACUAUUGUCAACGAUGGCUCGUAUGCCGUCAAGCCCCCGUUCGUCAGUAUCCACACGGCGCGAAAGGACCACGGCACCGAGUUUGAAGCACUCGGGAAGGACCUCACGGAGGCGAUGAGCGCCUAUGUAGGCUAUCUGAGAGACGAAAAGCUCCCAUUGCCGUCUCUGGACCCCAGUGCAGUGGACUCUCCGGCCGUCAGGCAUGCGGACGGGGUAGCAAGCAAAGAGAAGAUCAUCGAGCUGGCGCAGGAGAUCUGCGCACGGACGAUGGAUCCAAAGAUGAACCUUUUGAUCAGCUCGUUGCAGUUCCACUUUUGCUCGUGUCUGCAAACGGUUCUCCACCUUCGUGUCCACGAACAUAUCCCAAAGAAUGGAAAUGUUGCGGCCAGGGACCUCGCAGCUGCCGUUGGUGCUGAAGAGGCACUAUUGACGCGCAUCAUGCGAGUCCUCACAAACAAAUACAUCUUCGCCGAGCCAGAGCCAGGCUACUACGCCCAUACCGCUAUGUCCUGGAGCAUGCGUGGACCAAACGAGUACCACCUCCUAGCACACAGACUCGACGAGCCCUUCCGCGCCUCCAGCCGCCAAGCAGACGCCCUCGCCGCAGGGGGGUAUCGCGAACCCCGCAGCAACGACUCCUUCGGCUUCCAUCUGGCGUUUAACACCCAGCGUAAUUUCUGGGACUAUCUGGCUACCGAGGACCUCGGCCGGAGACAGCGGUUCGCGCGCGCAAUGCAGGCCGUCAACCUGAAUACGCUAGACGUGAUACCGGAAAUGUACGCGUUCAACAAACUGAUCGCCGACGGCGGCGUGAUUGUCGAUGUUGGAGGGGGGUUGGGGCAAGUAGCCAGGAAGAUCCAGGCAUACUAUCCGGACAGUGGGCUGCGAUUCAUUGUGCAGGAUGGGUUUGCUCCUGUGGAUUCGACUACCCGCGAUGUGUCGGGGGUGGAGAUCCAGCGGCAUGAUUUCUUUGGCCCGCAGCCAGUGAAGGGCGCCGCGGCGUACUUCUUCCGACACAUCUUCCACGACUGGCCCGACAGCACGUGCGUGCACAUUCUCAAGCAGACGGCGGAAGCGAUGGACGCAAACCGAAGCCGCAUCCUGAUCUGCGAUCAAAUAGUGGACGAAGCAUCGCCGUCAGUCCCGUCGAUGCUGUAUGACAUCGACAUGAUGACGCUGUUUGGUGGGAAGGAGCGCACACUGCGGCAAUGGGACGCGCUGCUCAAGGCGGCAGACGAGAGGCUGUACGUGAGCAGGAUAGCCAAGAAGAUGACGACCACGAUCAUUGAGGUGUGUGUUGGGGAUACAAGGUAGAUAGAUGGCUUGACUUGAAGCAAAGCAAUACAGUACUACCAUACACCGGAUUAUUACUUGAAUCUACGCCUGCAUUUACGGGCCUCGGGGCCUGACGUAAGACCAUCCACCAUCAAACCUCUGCCUUGCCUGGAAGUUCUUGAUGACCUGCAAGACCCGUUCAGAGGUUUUGUCUGAUUCCGUCAGAUGGAGAGCCGAUAUCCCGCCUAGGGUGAGGCAAAAGGCUUUCGAUGGCGGCCGCAUAUCAAUAGGUAGAUGGCAGGAUACCCGAGGGCCUACUCUGGAGUACCCAAUCUUGGAAGAGAAGUAUAACUUAGAGUGCCGCUCGCAUUACCUACCAGAUGCGCUGUUUCACACUCGUAUCCUCAUUUGAACCAAAUUGUCAUCAUUCCAUUCUGUCUAUUAGAGAGCGGACUGACGAUAAUAUCAAUGCAAAUCGGACAUGGAAAAGGUUUUUGCACUUCAGAUGCCCUUGGACCUUGCUUUACCGGCUCAUAAAACUUGGCCUAGGUGUCUUAAGCAUCUCUGGUGUGUGUCUUCAUAGCUCAAAUUUGCGCUGCCUAUUGAUCACCCCGAUGUGUUCUCCUGUUCCCGCGGGGACUUAUUUGACUCUCAACAAACGCGCGAUGCAUUGGCCUUAUAGACAUGGCGUUAUGGGGCUAUGGGGCUCACU
Aspergillus melleus is the source of this 2750-nucleotide messenger RNA. RefSeq lists its product as uncharacterized. The coding region runs from base 752 to 2077 and encodes 441 amino acids. The record is from RefSeq and is a predicted model, not a curated record. Gene Ontology annotation, molecular function: O-methyltransferase activity. The transcript has 6 exons. Lineage: Eukaryota; Fungi; Ascomycota; Eurotiomycetes; Eurotiales; Aspergillaceae.